This is a messenger RNA of Scophthalmus maximus (turbot), 8505 nucleotides long. It is a transcript of the gene ptprfb, whose product is annotated as protein tyrosine phosphatase receptor type Fb. Gene Ontology annotation, molecular function: protein binding; protein tyrosine phosphatase activity. The record is from RefSeq and is a predicted model, not a curated record. Bases 506 to 6268 code for a protein of 1920 amino acids. The transcript has 36 exons. Gene Ontology annotation, biological process: protein dephosphorylation. Lineage: Eukaryota; Metazoa; Chordata; Actinopteri; Pleuronectiformes; Scophthalmidae.
UCCUUCCUUUUCUUCCCUUUGCCCCUCUCUCCUCUGCAUGCGAGGCGGAGAGAGAGGCAGCGACACCGGCCACUCGAGAGCGAGACACGGGAGGAGCCGCCGCCGACGACGCGCUGCCACGAAUAGAUCCGGUAUCCACCACGACCCCGGUCGGCCGAGGAGAGGACCUCGUGUUCCUCCGGCCAGUGGACGCGUAUCUUUUCUUUUUUCCCCCCUUCUUCCUCCUCCUCCUCCUCCUCCUCCUCUUCUUCUUCCUCUUCUUCUUCUUCUCGCUCUUCGUCGUCUCCUCUGGUUUCUAAAAGUCUUGUCGGCCGCUUUCAUUCCCCCCGUGAAGUGGAUGUUUGUGCUUCCUCCGACCUGAACCCGGGACUAACGGAGAGAGGGGAGAAGGAGAGAAAUGCCAACGGCGGCGACAGCGGGGAGAUUGAGUGUUAGUCUUUGAUCCUGUCAGAGUGGGACGCGUCGCGCAAGGGGGACUGAGGAGGGAGCGGUGCCAACUCGGAACAUGGUGCCUCACAUUCACCCGGCAGUGCCCCUCCUGCCCAGAGGGGCGUUGCUGUUCCUGAUUCUCCUCGGCUGCAUGGUGUUUUCCUCUGUGGCGGACACCUUGCCGAGUUUCGUCAAAUCCCCGGAGGACCAGACGGGUAUCUCGGGCGGAGUCGCAUCGUUUGUGUGCCAGGCCGCUGGGGAGCCCAAACCCAGGAUCACCUGGAUGAAGAAAGGCAAGAAAGUCAGCUCCCAGCGCUUUGAGGUGAUUGAGUUUGAUGACGGUUCGGGCUCCGUGCUGCGGAUCCAGCCACUGCGCACACACCGAGAUGAAGCCAUUUACGAGUGCACAGCCACCAACAGCGCUGGCGAGAUCAACACCAGCGCUAAGCUCACAGUGCUUGAAGAGACCCAGAUCCCUCAUGGCUUCCCCACCAUCGACAUGGGUCCCCAGCUGAAGGUGGUCGAGCGGACCAGGACCGCCACCAUGCUGUGCGCUGCCAGCGGAAACCCGGACCCAGAAAUCUCCUGGUUCAAGGACAUGCUGCCUGUGGACAUCAGCAGCAGCAACGGGCGCAUCAAACAGCUUCGCUCAGGUGGUACACCAAUUAGAGGAGCUCUGCAAAUUGAGAACAGCGAGGAGUCUGACCAGGGGAAAUACGAAUGUGUUGCCAUGAACAGCGCUGGGACUCGUUACUCCGCUCCUGCCAAUCUCUACGUACGAGUGCGACGAGUCCCGCCAAGAUUCUCAAUUCCACCGACCAACCAGGAGGUGAUGCCCGGCGGCAGCAUCAACCUGACGUGCGUGGCGGUGGGCUCGCCGAUGCCCUAUGUCAAGUGGACGAUGGGCGUGGUGGAGCUGACCAAGGAGGAAGAGAUGCCGCUGGGACGCAACGUGCUGGAGGUCACCAACAUCCGCGAGUCGGCCAACUACACCUGCGUGGCCAUCUCAUCCCUGGGCAUGAUCGAAGCCACCGCUCAGGUUACUGUCAAAGCCUUGCCCAAGCCCCCGACCUCCCUCAUUGUGACAGAAACCACGGCCACCAGUGUGACUCUCACCUGGGACUCUGGGAACCCAGAGCCCGUGUCCUACUACAUGAUCCAAUACAGAGCCAAGACCUCGGACAAUGGCUUCCAGGAAGUGGAAGGGGUGGCGACCACCCGUUAUAGCAUUGGCGGACUCAGCCCCUUCUCCGAGUACGAGUUUCGCGUCAUGGCCGUCAACAACAUCGGCCGCGGGCCGCCCAGCGACCCCGUGGAGACGCGCACCGGGGAACAGGCCCCCUCCUCACCUCCUCUGCACGUCCAGGCGCGCAUGCUGAGCGCCAGCACAAUGCUGGUCCAGUGGGAGCCGCCCGAGGAACCCAACGGGCGAAUCAGGGGCUACCGGGUCUACUACAGCUCGGACCUGACGGCUCCGCUCAGCGCCUGGCAGAAACACAACACGGACGACAGCAGCCUGACCACCAUCUCGAGCCUCACUCCCGAUAUCACCUACAGCCUGCGGGUGCUGGGCUUCACCUCCGUAGGCGACGGGCCGCCCUCUGACGUCCUGCAAGUGAAGACCCAGCAGGGAGUCCCUGCCCAACCAUCCAGCUUUGAGGCCGAGGCCGAGUUGGACACCCGCAUCAUGCUGACAUGGCUGUGGCCUGUGCAGGGCCCCAUCACAAAGUAUGAGCUUCAGUACUGGGAGGCUGGCUCAGACAACAAGCUUCAUGUGACCUUCGACCCAGCCGGCUCUUACGCUGUGGACGGUUUGAAGCCCGACACUUUGUACCGUUUCUCGCUGGCAGCCCGUUCUGAGAUGGGUUUAGGCGUUUACACACAGCCCAUCGAGGCCCGCACUGCCCAAUCCACCCCGUCCGCUCCCCCUCAGGAUGUACAACUGGUCAGCCUGAGCUCCACCAGUCUCAAGGUGAGUUGGGUGGCGCCGCCCGCCGCUAGCCGCCACGGCGCCAUUGUGCGCUACACAAUCAGCUACCAGGCCCUGGCUGGGGAGGACACGGAGCGGCACGAGGUGAUUGGCAUCGGCGCCGACGCCACCAGCUAUGUUCUACAGGGCCUAGAGAAGUGGACUGAGUAUCAGGUGUGGGUGAGGGCGCACACUGAUGUGGGCCCGGGCCCUGAAAGUGCCCCAGUGAGGAUGAAAACCAAGGAGGAUGUGCCAGGAGCACCGCCCAGGAAGCUGGAGGUCGAGGUCAUCAACUCCACAGCCAUACGGGUCACCUGGAAGCCGCCCCUGCAGGGCAAGCAGCACGGCCAAAUCCGAGGAUACCAAGUCAUCUUCGCCCGGCUGGAGAACGGCGAACCCCGAGGCCAGCCCAACAUCAUGGACGUCGCGUUGCCGGAGGCGCAGUGGAAUAUUGAGGAGUCCACCGAGCAUGAGGCCAUCAUUGGUGGACUGCAGUCAGAAACCAUGUACUCGGUCACUGUGGCAGCAUACACCACCAAGGGAGACGGAGCUCGUAGCAAAGCAAAAGUCAUCACCACGACUGGAGCAGUGCCAGGCAAGCCCACGAUGAUGAUCAGCACCACCAUGGGAAACACGGCGCUGAUCCAGUGGCAGCCGCCUAAGGACAUGGUGGGAGAGCUGAUGGGCUACCAGCUGCAGUACAAGCGCACCGACGAGGAAAACUAUACCUCACGCGAGCUGAGGAAGAUCGAUGACCACUACACUGUCACGGGCCUGCACAAAGGUGCCACCUACGUCUUUCGCCUCAGCGCGCGCAAUCGCGCGGGCAUUGGCGAGGCCUACGUGAAGGAGAUCAGCACCCCGGAAGACGUGCCCUCGGGCUUCCCGUUCAACCUGCAAGUGACGGGACUGACCCAGGCGAGCACCCAGCUGACCUGGGAGCCCCCGCUGGUGGCAGAGAGGAACGGCAAAAUCACAUACUACAUGGUGGUGUACCGGGACAUCAACAGUCACCAGAACAGCACCAACCGCACGGCCGACACGCACAUGACCAUCCAGGGCCUCAACCCCGACACUACGUACGACAUCCGGGUGCAGGCGUUCACCAGCAAGGGCGGGGGCCCACUCAGCCCCAGCAUUCAGAGCAGGACCAUGUCGAAUGAUUUUCCCACCUUGAACUUUGGUGUCAAAGCUGUGAUGAAAACUUCUGUCCUUCUCACCUGGGAUUUGCCGCCAAACUACAAACCCCAAGUGCCUUUCAAGAUCUUGUACAACCAGCAGAGCGUGGAAGUGGAGGGAAACUCCAAGAGGAAGCUGAUCUCGCAGCUGCAGCCAGACACAGACUACUCUUUUGUGCUGACAAGCAGGGGCAACAUUGCAGGGGGUCUGCAGCAGCAGGUGUCCAUCCGCACGGCCCCCGACCUGAUCAAGACUAAGCCCAGCACGCACCAGGCGGAGGGCGGCAAGAUGACCAUCGACCUGCCCAAAGUCCAGACCACCACACAUGUCAGGUGGUACUACAUUGUGGUGGUGCCAGUGUCCCAGACUCAGCGGCAGUGGAAGAAUCCAGACGAAAUGGACCUGGAUGAGCUGCUCAAGUCAAGCGAAGGCCCUGUCCUGAGACGCCGGCGUCACCUGGACCCCACCAAGCCCUACAUUGCCGCCAAGCUGGCUACGCUGCCGACCACCUUCACCCUGGGCGAUGAGCAGAUGUACAAUGGUUUCUACAACAAGCCUCUGACCAGCCCGCAGGAGUACCUCUGCUUCGUCGUGGCCACAGUCCGAUCCGAAGGGGCAGACAGCACGGCAAAUUAUAUGACAUUUUCAGCCAGUCCCUACUCAGACCCGAUCCAAGUCGCAGCGAGUCUGAGUGAGCAGCCCGAAAUGUUGUGGGUCAUGGGCCCAGUGUUGGCCGUGGUCCUCAUCAUCAUCAUCGUCAUCGCCAUCCUGCUCUUUAAGAACAAACAGGAAAGGAAACGGGCAUCGCCUCUGCCCAAAGACGACCACUCGGGUGGGGUGAAGGACUCCCUGCUGGCCAACUCCUCCGACCCCGUGGAGAUGAGAAGACUCAACUACCAGACCCCAGGUCCCAGCUCUCAUCGUUGUCCCAACACUCCAAGAAUGAGGGAGCACCCGCCCAUUCCUGUCGCUGACCUGUCUGACCACAUAGAGCGACUGAAGGCCAACGACGGCCUCCGCUUUUCCCAGGAGUAUGAGUCCAUUGAUCCGGGCCAGCAGUUUACCUGGGAGAACUCCAACAUGGAAGUCAACAAGCCAAAGAAUCGCUAUGCAAACGUCAUCGCCUAUGACCACUCCAGAGUGGUGCUCACCUCGGUUGACGCGGUUCCGGGCAGUGACUACAUCAACUCCAACUACAUCGACGGCUACAGGAAGCAGAAUGCCUACAUCGCCACGCAGGGGCCGCUGCCAGAGACGCUGAGCGACUUCUGGAGGAUGGUGUGGGAGCAGAGAUCCAACACCAUCGUCAUGAUGACGAGACUGGAGGAGAAGUCACGGGUGAAGUGUGACCAGUACUGGCCAGCACGAGGAACCGAGACCUAUGGGAUGAUCCAGGUCACCAUGCUGGACACCGUGGAGUUGGCCACUUACAGCGUCCGUACCUUCGCCCUCUACAAGAACGGCUCCAGUGAGAAGAGAGAGGUGAGACAGUUCCAGUUCAUGGCUUGGCCAGAUCACGGGGUGCCGGAGUAUCCCACGCCCAUCCUGGCCUUCCUACGGCGGGUCAAGUCCUGCAAUCCUCCGGAUGCAGGGCCGAUGGUGGUCCACUGCAGUGCGGGCGUGGGCAGGACCGGCUGCUUCAUCGUGAUCGACGCCAUGCUGGAGCGCAUGAAGCACGAGAAGUCCGUGGACAUCUAUGGCCACGUGACGUGCAUGCGUGCCCAGAGGAACUACAUGGUCCAGACCGAGGACCAGUACAUCUUCAUCCACGAGGCGCUGCUGGAGGCCGCCACCUGCGGCAACACUGAGGUGCUGGCCCGCAACCUGUACGCACACAUCCAGAAACUCACCCAGCCCCCGCCCGGCGAGACGGUCACUGCCAUGGAGCUGGAGUUCAAGAGACUGGCCAACUCCAAAGCCCACACUUCACGCUUCAUCAGCGCCAACUUACCCUGCAACAAGUUCAAGAACCGCCUGGUCAACAUAAUGCCUUUCGAGUCCACCCGCGUCUGCCUGCAGCCCAUCCGUGGCGUGGAGGGAUCGGACUACAUCAACGCCAGCUGCAUCGACGGCUACAGACAGCAGAAGGCCUACUUGGCCACGCAGGGCCCGCUGGCCGAGACCACCGAGGACUUCUGGAGGAUGCUGUGGGAGCACAACUCCACCAUCGUCGUCAUGCUCACCAAGCUACGAGAGAUGGGCCGGGAGAAGUGUCAUCAGUACUGGCCAGCGGAGCGUUCAGCCAGGUACCAGUACUUUGUGGUGGAUCCAAUGGCUGAGUACAACAUGCCGCAGUACAUCCUCCGGGAGUUUAAAGUCACAGAUGCCAGGGAUGGCCAAUCCAGAACAAUCCGCCAGUUCCAGUUCACCGACUGGCCCGAGCAAGGAGUGCCAAAAACUGGAGAGGGCUUCAUCGACUUCAUCGGACAAGUGCACAAAACCAAGGAACAGUUCGGACAAGAUGGACCAAUCACUGUACACUGCAGUGCCGGGGUGGGCAGGACCGGAGUCUUCAUCACCCUCAGCAUCGUGCUGGAGAGGAUGAGGUACGAGGGCGUGGUCGACCUCUUCCAGACAGUGAAGACGCUUCGCACCCAGCGGCCUGCCAUGGUGCAGACCGAGGACCAGUACCAGUUGUGCUACAGGGCGGCCCUGGAGUACCUGGGGAGCUUUGACCACUAUGCAACGUAACCACUCUCCCUCCGAGCAGCCUCCCUGGUCAAACCUCUCAGGAGUGUGUGCCAAGUGUCCCAUCUCAGCCACCAUCCACUCACUUGACCCCGCCUCCCCUCCCCCCCUCCUCAAACCCGCCCCCCACCCCCUCGCAGCUACCGGAGGGGCAGGAGAAUGGCACGUGCUUGCGGAACCCAGUGCCGGGUUCGACCAAUCACAGAGAUCCACGCCGACUUUUACCCCAACCCCUGUGAAAAAAUUAUUUUUUUUUGCUUUAAAGAUAAUAACGGAAAUAUUACAAUGACUAUGACGAAUAGGACAACUCUUGUACAGAUGCGACAGGGCAGACCGGCACCUCGCCGCUCUGCUCUGUCGAAGCCAAACCUCCCUGAUUGUCAAAGGCUACUGGUAGCACUAAGAGAGCGUUCUCUCUCUCUCUUUGUUUUUGUUUUUUUUCUUAGUUGACUUAUUAUUAUUAUUAUUAUGAUUCAUUAUGUCAUAUGUUAUUGUUUGGUAUACUUUUGUGUUUUGAUGUUUUUUUAAUAAUCAGUGUAACAUCAGACAUGUCUUCUGUCUUAAACUGCCCAGGCGUCGGAGCAUUGCAUUAUUUUCAUAAUCGGUACUCUCUUUUUUUUUUAUCUGUUAUUUUUUUUAUCUUAGGGUACUUUUAGCACGAGGGACAUGUAUUUUUAACACGUUCCUUGGUACUAAUACAGGAGGACCACUGUUCCCUGAGCUGCUGUCAGAUUUGUUUUAUCGUGACAUCACUGUUUUAGUCGUGUUGUGUGUCAUACGCAUUGGUGGGUUGUUUUUUUUGGUCUUAUUCAGUUCAAUACAUGAAAAAGAAAAAAUUGCCUUUUCACUUGCCGUUUUCCGAUAAAUAAAAAGGAGAAAAAAAAAAGAAGAAAAUCAGCUUUGAUAAAAUUGACUUCAGAGCACACACUUGAUAAAGUUGUCCUUCUGUAAACAUGGUAGCUAGCUUAAGAAAAAAACAAAAAAAACACCGCGUGAAUUAGCUGACGAGACUUAAUGAGAGGUGUACAGGAAUGGAAAGCACAUGAUUUCUAUGUUGUUGGGUUUGUUUUUUUUUCCCGUCGUUGUCGUUUGUUUGUCAUCAGAAGCCUAUGGCAUUGAGGCCUUCAUGCUCCACAGCGGAGAAACUUUUACCCGAGGAAAACAGACUUUUAUACCCAAAGGGGUCGUCGACAGAAAGUAAUACUCCCUGAUCUCUGAACAUUAACUGCUCUUCAAGUCCCUCCGCGUCUCCUCGCUGCCCAUGAGCCUGGUCAGACGGCCGGAGUCGAACCCACACGCACACACGCACACGCACGCACACGCACACGCACACGCACACACACACGUGCACGCGCGCACCCUGAGCGGAGAGCGGACGUGGUUCACGUGGGCGCGAGCGGCGGAGCCAUCAACGCUGGCACCUGUACAGAAUCAACCAUUCCUACCAGAGGGGAAAGAGACUCAGCCCUUUGGACUGACACCGGAUAUCAUUUUAUACAGAAAUAGAACUAUAAAUAUAUAUAUAUAAAUAUAUAUAUAUAUAUAUAUUUAUAUAUAUAUAAUUAAUGAUUGAUUAUAUAUAUGUACAAUUACACAAAGAUAUAUACACAAGCUUCAAAAGUAUAUUGUUGAAAGGCUUAACUCUGCUGAUCUACCAACCCUGGAGACGCUGCAGAGAGCCUGCUGUCCUCGAGUGCGUAUUAAUGGAAACACCAUUGUAUCUACUGUAAUACCAUAGUAACUUUGACAGCUGGUCGUCCAUCCGAAUGAGCAGAAACAGCACAACCCCCCCCCGCCACCCACCCACCCCCAGACCACCACCCCGCCCCACCCGUCAAAAAAAACAAAACAAAGGACGACUCCUCUCUCAGCAGAAGGCCGAUCGCACUACUCGAGCACACGUCUGCUGUCACACAAGCUGCAGGAGGGAGCGUCUGAUCCAAGAGGCCUGAACGUCGUGGAGGUGCUGGUGGUGGAGGUGGAGGUGGGGGAGGCAGCGGUGGGUGGGAGGGAGGGACGGACGUGGGGGGGGGGGGCGGGGGACUUGAGAAACGCUGGCGAAAAACAAAAAUGUCCAUUUUUACCUUGUGAAUGCUUAGUGCUGUAGGGGUUCGAUCUGUUGUACACACAGUCUGUUUUCUAUUUGUUGAUAAAGAACUGGAAUUUAAAAAGAAAACUGUUGCUGACAAAGAAAAAACGUUGAUGUUAAUAAAGUUAAAUAAUUCGGUUUUUGUACAAAA